Messenger RNA from Sciurus carolinensis (gray squirrel), 992 nucleotides. RefSeq names its product mitochondrial ribosomal protein S34 (gene Mrps34). The record is from RefSeq and is a predicted model, not a curated record. Gene Ontology annotation, molecular function: structural constituent of ribosome. Gene Ontology annotation, biological process: mitochondrial translation. The transcript is spliced from 3 exons. The coding region runs from base 91 to 747 and encodes 218 amino acids. Gene Ontology annotation, cellular component: mitochondrial small ribosomal subunit; mitochondrion. NCBI's taxonomy places the organism in Eukaryota, Metazoa, Chordata, Mammalia, Rodentia, Sciuridae.
GAAGCCUUUGGGUGGGACGCCGGUCGCUUCCGGCGCGGGCCCGCUCUGACUGCGCGGGCUUCCGGCGGGGCGGGGGUCGCGGCCACGACGAUGGCGCGGAAGAAGGUGCGGCCGCGGCUGAUCGCCGAGCUGGCCCGCCGCGUGCGCGCCCUGCGCGAGCAGCGGGAGCGGCCGCGCGACUCGCAGCUCUACGCCCUGGACUACGAGACCCUGACCCGGCCGCACUCGGGCCGCCGGCUGCCGGCGCGCGCCUGGGCCGACGCGCGCCGCGAGAGCCGCCUCCUGCAGCUGCUCGCCCGCCUCCCGCUCUUCGGCCUGGGCCGCCUGGUGACGCGCAAGUCCUGGCUGUGGCAGCACGACGAGCCUUGCUACUGGCGCCUCACGCGCGUGCGGCCGGACUACACCGCGCAGAACCUGGACCACGGGAAGGCCUGGGGCGUCCUGACCUUCAAAGGGAAGACGGAGGCGGAGGCCCGGGAGAUCGAGCACGUCAUGUACCACGACUGGCGGCUGGUGCCCAAGCACGAGGAGGCGGCUUUCGUCGCCUUCACGCCUGGGAUGGAGGACAGGCCGCGCCCCGUGCCCUACCCACCUCUGCUCCGGGCCAUGAUCCUGGCUCAGCGACGGAAAAGCGGGGACACCAGCGCGGAGGAGCCGCUGCUGAACCUGGAGAGGACUCGUGCGGAUCCUUGGGACUACCCUGCAAAACAGGAGGCCAAGGGGCGGGCCGGGGGAACCGCAGUCUAGCUGGGCAGGGCCUGCGCAGUGCCCGCGGCCCGGCGGCGGGCUCCCCGCGGUGACCGUCUUGGGGUGUGGCCGCCUAGGCGACGUGCCCCGCGGCCUUGCAGUUGGUGGGGAGAAGUGGGGCAGCAGAGGCUGAGUCGGGCCCUGCGGGCGGGCUGCUGAGCGAAAGCGGGGAGCAGCGUGCGGGCCUCACUUCCAAGCGGCCUCUGCCGCGUUGCCGUGACUGGGAAUAAACGCGCUUAGUGGCC